Messenger RNA from Vitis vinifera (wine grape), 2164 nucleotides. Its product is annotated as apyrase 2. Gene Ontology annotation, biological process: nucleoside diphosphate catabolic process. Gene Ontology annotation, cellular component: membrane. The transcript has 9 exons. NCBI's taxonomy places the organism in Eukaryota, Viridiplantae, Streptophyta, Magnoliopsida, Vitales, Vitaceae. The coding region runs from base 544 to 1959 and encodes 471 amino acids. Gene Ontology annotation, molecular function: nucleoside diphosphate phosphatase activity. The record is from RefSeq and is a predicted model, not a curated record.
CACCUGGAGUAUGGGAAUACAAAUUUGUUUCUUCCACUAGAAGUUAACAACUCCCAUUGUGCACUGAGUCGUAAGUCGUAAGGGAAUUGCUUGAGAAUUGAGAUGGAGAAAUAGGAUUCCGAAGCGAGGUGUGGUGUUAUUGGUUCAGUUAUUUUCACAAACAGAUUGUGCUCCACUCUUUAUUAAUGUGGGCACGGUGGGUGCAGAACACGUAGUCAUUGUGAGAUCUGUAACUCAUUGUUCAUCCCUUAGCUAUUGAUCGUUUUUUCUUUCCUUUUACCCUUCUCUCAAUUUCAAUCGAUAGCAAAAGCCGUUUCUGGACCCAAUUGCUUUGUUCAGAUCUGUGAAGCCUCGAAAACCCAAAGAUACUAAUAGUAAUCAUAACACCAGAGGAGUGUCGAGCUGGAGUCCAUUCAGGAAACCCAAUCCUUGAAGGCUCCCCCGGCCGGAAACGGACAGAUCCGGUACCGAUCACCAUCUUCAGCGGAACUCCUUGAGGGGCAGUCAACUUCUCCGCCACAUACAGAUCAGGAGUUUGAGAAAAUGUUGAAGCGUUCGAGUAGGCAACACGAAUCCCUCUCUGACAAGAUCUACAGAUUUCGAGGCGUAAUCCUAGUGAUCUCGAUCCCACUGCUACUUAUCUCCUUUGUUCUCUUCCUCAUGCCCACCACCACGACUUCUCGCUCCGGUGCCUUCCAGCAAUACCCCUUAGUCCACCGCAAGGCUUCUCCUCACUCCCAAUCUAGGACCUACGCCGUCAUCUUCGAUGCGGGCAGUUCUGGCAGCCGUGUCCACGUUUUCUGCUUCGACAGCGAUUUGAAUCUUGUCCACAUUGGAAAAGAUCUCGAGCUCUUCUUGCAGAGAAAACCAGGUUUAAGCGCAUAUCCAACGGAACCCCAGCAAGCUGCAGAAUCUCUGCUGCCCCUUCUAGAUAAAGCUGAAAAUGUUGUUCCAGCAGAUUUGCGUCGCAAGACACCGGUCAAAGUUGGGGCAACUGCUGGUUUAAGGGCAUUGGGAAUUGAUGCAUCUGAUAGAAUUUUGCAAGCGGUCAAGAAUUUUCUUAAAGACAAAAGCACCCUGAAAUCCAAGCCAGAAUGGGUCACCGUCUUAGAUGGAUCGCAAGAAGGUGCUUUUCAGUGGGUGACCAUAAACUAUCUAUUAGGGAAUUUGGGAAGGAAAUACUCUCAUACAGUUGGAGUGGUUGAUCUUGGAGGUGGUUCUGUUCAAAUGGCAUAUGCCAUCUCAGAGACAGCUGCUGAAAAGGCUCCAAAGAUCUCAGAUGGAGAGGACACAUAUGUUAAGGAAAUGUACCUCAAAGGAACAAAAUACUUCCUCUAUGUUCACAGUUAUUUGCACUAUGGUCUAUUAGCAGCUCGAGCAGAGAUUCUUAAGGUUGAAAGUUCUGAGAAUCCAUGCUUGUUGGGUGGUUUUCAUGGGACAUACACAUAUGGAGGAGUGACUUAUGAAGCAUCAGCUCACCCAAGCGGCUCAAGCAUGGAAAGAUGCAGGAGGGUGGCUUUUAGGGCUCUCAAAGUUAAUGAAUCAACAUGUACCCACAUGAAAUGCACAUUCGGUGGGAUAUGGAAUGGAGGAGGGGGGGAUGGACAGAAGAAUUUGUUUGUUGCUUCAUUUUUCUUUGACAGAGCUGCUGAGGCUGGAUUCGUUGAUCGCAACCAGCCUGUAGCCAAAGUUCAGCCUAUGGAUUUUGAGGAUGCAGCCAAGCGAGUGUGCGAGACUAAACUUGAAGAUGCCAAAUCUAAAUUUCCACUUGUGGAGGAGGCCAACCUGCCAUACUUAUGCAUGGAUCUCGUCUAUCAGUUCACAUUGCUAAUAGAUGGAUUUGGCCUAGAUCCCUGGCAAGAAAUUACAUUGGUGAAGCAGGUUAAAUAUGGCGAUGCCCUUGUUGAAGCAGCAUGGCCACUAGGGAGUGCCAUUGAUGCCGUGUCAUCAUUAACAUAGUUACAUACCAUGGAAUUAACUUGAUUGCCCAUUGGAAAUUGCAGUCGAAUGUGGUUCUUUAGCAUCAGCUGUUUCGAGCGUGUAGAGUAUCCACACUCAAUAAUAUAGUGAGAAGGCAGAGAACUACUUUCGGCUAUCAAGUUGAAUUGCGAAUUGGAUUUUGGUCUAAUCUUUUGGGAAUAAAAGAGAAAUUCAUUUAUCUUCA